Molecule: messenger RNA, 294 nt
Organism: Vicia faba (fava bean)
Lineage: Eukaryota; Viridiplantae; Streptophyta; Magnoliopsida; Fabales; Fabaceae
Source: the annotation of a GenBank genome assembly
AUGUUGUACGAGACAGGAUAUUGGAUGGUUAAGAAUCAACACGAGAAUAAAGUCAGGGUAGCAGAGAUGCAGAUGUUGUGUUGGAUGUGUGGUAAGACUAGACAUGAUAAGACUGGAAAUGACAAUAUUAGAGAGAGUGUUGGGGUAGUACCUGUAGUAGAAAAGAUGGUGGAAAAUAGACUUAGGUGGUUUGACUAUCUAGAGAGAAAAUCUGUAGAUUUUGUGGUAUGUAGUAAGGAGAGUAGAUCAAAUGGAGAGGGAGAGGAGUCAGAGGAAGACUUAGAAAAACUAUAA